GGUGCCCGGCGGGGCCGCCGCCGUGAGGGGCCGCCCGGGACAGCAGCACCUUCGGGCCGCCACGGCUGGCACCAGGGAGACUAUGACCUGACAUAACUAGAGCUGUUGUUGGAGCUUGCUCCCUCCUCUGUGGCAAGAUGCACCUUUAGAAGGGAAUAGAGAGGAAGUAGCUACAUGUCUGAGUGAGUUAUGGCAAAGGAUGAAGAAGGAAGAGCAGAAGUUGGGAUUUCUGAGAAGAAACCAACAGAUAGUAACAAUUUCAAGAUGUCAGGUGGUGCAAAAAUCCCGUUCAACAUAAUUGAUACUGCUCUUUCUUCACUGAAGAACUCCCAGUCCUUCAUCAGCUCUGGAAUGGAUAUUGCUACUAAGACUGCCUUAGAUCUUGUGGAAAGUUUCAAUGAUGAAGAGGAUGUUACCAGUAUGGAAAAAGUCAUGUUAGAAUUUGCUGCAAUGGACAGAGAUCUUAAUAAUUAUAUAAGAGCAUUUGAGGAAACAGUAAAUCAGGUAAAACGAGAAAAACCAGAAAUUAUACCAGAUUUAGAAAAGUUGGUGCAAGAAAAAUUAACUGCAAUUGAGAGCAACAACAGUGACUCAGAUUUGAAAAGCAAUGAAAAAUAUAUGUAUUUUAUGGAUCAGCUUAAAGAGAUGAAAAAACAAUGUAAGUCUGAUUUAAAAAAAAAAGAUUCUAUGAAUGCUAAAUGCGUUUGUAAACCUCUUUCUCCAUUGGGACCCCGUUCCUUCUUGAAAAUGUUCCGCGAGGAACCGCAACUCCUCACCCUGAUCCGCGCACCUGACUCGGUGACCAACCACGACACCCUCCUGAGUCAACGGGCGGUGGUCGCUGUCAAACCGCGCCGCUGCUGCCUUGACUUGGGCGGGAAGGGAGUUCCCACCACACCCCAUGGCGAACCCGCACCGCAGAUGCUUCGUUUUUGGCGAGAAUAA
This is a messenger RNA of Empidonax traillii (willow flycatcher), 945 nucleotides long. RefSeq names its product E3 SUMO-protein ligase NSE2-like. The record is from RefSeq and is a predicted model, not a curated record. Lineage: Eukaryota; Metazoa; Chordata; Aves; Passeriformes; Tyrannidae. The transcript is spliced from 7 exons. The coding region runs from base 190 to 945 and encodes 251 amino acids.